GACUAUCCAUUUGUCUACCAUCAAAAAUUUUCGCAAGAAUUUAUUCGUCAGUAUCUGCACCUUCGACCAAAGACUAGAAAAUUUUCUUCCAUUUUAAGAAUUAGAAAUAAUGCUUCCAUUGCUGUGCAAAAUUUUUUUCAGAAGGAGGGAUUUUGCUUCAUUCACACCCCUAUCAUCACACAAAAUGACUGUGAGGGAGCUGGUGAAGUGUUUUCAAUCGAGGUGAGAGACAAAGAUAAACUUCAUAAAGAAAAUUCUGUUGAGUUUAAUAAUCAAAGCAAUGCAUUAAAUGAUCAUUUGAAACUUGAAAAAUCACCUCCAAUUAGUUCGAAGAUAAAUAAUGAGGAAGAAUUUUUUGGCUCUCCAACGUACCUUACAGUAUCAGGACAACUGCAUUUAGAAGCUAUGGUUAGUGCUUUAUCUCGUGUUUAUACCUUUGGGCCUACUUUUAGAGCAGAAGGCUCUCAAACACGUUUACAUGCAAGUGAAUUUCAAAUGAUUGAAGCUGAAAUAGCUUUCGUUGAAACAAUAAAUGAUGUGUUGCAGGUCGCUGAGAAAUGCAUAAAAUACGUUACUGAAUCUUUAUUGGAAUCCUGUAAAGAUGAAAUAAUUUUUACUAGUGAAAAUAAUAAAGAUCACCAAGAUUAUAUCAAUAGAAUUGUGUCUAAGGACUUUGUGCAUCUGUCCUAUAGUGAAGCUAUUAUUAUAUUAGAAAAUAAUAGAAAACGACUUAAAGUUCCUAUAAAAUAUGGAGAUGAUAUUGGAACUGACCACAAGCAAUUUUUAGUAAAACAUUGUAAUAAUACCCCUGUAUUCGUCUCUAUGUUUCCAUCAUCAAUAAAGCCAUUUUAUAUGAAAACAGAUGAAAGAAAUUUGGCUUAUUGUUUCGACUUAUUUGCUCCUUUUGGUGGGGAAGUAUGUGGAGGAAGUCUCAGAGAAGAUAAUUAUGACCUGUUGAAAGAAAAAUUUUCAUUUGAAGAAAAUCCUAGUCUUUCAUGGUACUUAGAUCUCAGAAAAUAUGGAAGUGUACCUCAUGGUGGAUUUGGAAUUGGUUUUGAUAGAUAUUUGCAAUGUGUGUUAGGAAUUCCAAACAUUAGAGAUGUCAUACCUUUUCCAAGACGUAAAUUUGAUUGCAAGUGUUGAUGGAACAUCAUUUUAGACAAUUGUAAAUACUUUAAAAUGAAAUAAUAAGAUUUUCAAGGCUAUACCCAAUAAUAACAUUUUAUACAUCAAAGAAAAAUGAUGCUGUAAAUAA
Messenger RNA from Parasteatoda tepidariorum (common house spider), 1255 nucleotides. The record is from RefSeq and is a predicted model, not a curated record. Lineage: Eukaryota; Metazoa; Arthropoda; Arachnida; Araneae; Theridiidae.